AUGGCAGACUUGCUGGGAACACAAUCCUGCCCAUAUUCGGGGUCUCUUUUCCAGGAGAAGGAAGAAGAGAUGGCCAAAUCCAUCCUUUUAGACCUUGGCCCCAUUGCUAGCCAGGACUGGAGAAGCACCACAAUGAGGCUGGACUUGGAGCAAGCAUGGGUGGGCUUCCUUUUGCUGCUGGCCUGCAGCUGGGUCACCCUCUGUGAAGAAAACAGUGAGACCGAUCGCCUGCGUUUUGACCUGAACAUUAUGCAAAUCGGUACCAGCACCAUUGUGAACAGCAACAUUUUGGAGAAACUGGCUGACUUUGCGGCAAAGAACCAAGUGGGUGCCAUAGUGAUCAAAGGCGUCAAAGGGCUGAAAUUGGAAGACAUCCGGCUUCCGAAUUUGACUGUGAGCUACCUGCCAAAUGAAGGGGCGACGUUGCCAAUAAUAUCAGAGAUUACAGAUAAAAGUAAAAGCAUUCUAGGUUAUGACGUGAAAAUCACUGCCAACGUUUCAUUGUUUUGCGACAUCAAACAGAACGCCGAGAAGGAGAUUGUGCUUGAACUAGAGAAAUGCAAGGUGUCGGUGAAAAGCUACAAAAGUAACUUGCCCAGCAGGCUACAAAGGCCAAAGGUGAUGGGUGCACCAGUCAAUCCACACCUUCAGCCCCACGUUUUGCUGUCCAUGUUCUGGAGAAUUGGGCUGAAGAACGCUAAAUCCAUCCUUUCAGAUCAUUCUCUGUUGGGCCCCAUUGCUUGCCUGGGCUGGAGAGGCACCACAAUGAGGCUGGACUUGGAGCAGGCAUGGAUAGGCUUCCUUCUGCUGCUGGCCUGCAGCUGGGUCAUCCUCUGUGAAAAAACCCAUGAGACUGUUUGUGUGAGGGUCAAUGUAAACACUGUACAAACUGGCGUCAACAAAGCCAUUAUGAACAGCAAUAUUUUGGAGGAAGUGGCUGAAUCUGCAGCAAAGAACCAAGGGGGUGCCAAAGUGAUCAAAGGCAUCAAAGGGCUGAAAGUGAAAGACAUCCGGCCUCCGGUUGUGUCUGUGGGCUACGUGCCAGAUGAAGGGACAGAGAUGUCGAUAGUAUCGCAGAUGACAGUUGGUGGGAAAAGCUUUAUAGGUGGCCCCAUGGAAAUCACAGUGAAGUCCAACAUGACAGUAUUUUGUAACAUCAAACGGAAUGACAAGGAGGUUGUGCUUGAGAUGGGGAACUGCAAGGUGGACCUGAUAAGCUGCAACACGAGCCUUCCUGCCAGCAUGCUUCCAAAGAUCGUGAAUAAGUUCCUGAAUUCUACGCUUACAAGAGUCUUGCCAGGCAUGAUGUGUCCAGCAGCAGAGAAAGUACUCGAAAUCAUGAGAGAACACCUAACGUCUUCCUUGCGAAAACACAAGAUUGGUGAUCAUGGAGACAUCGAAUAUAAGCUUAUUAGGAAUCCUGAAAUAUCACAGGACGGUGUAAUUCUAUGCUUUGAAACUUGCAUGCAUGACAAAAAUGGAGACAAGAUUGAAACGCUCCAUCGGACAGAAAUGCCCAAGGAAAUGCCACCGAAGAAGGAGGGCUUCAGCGACAUUUUAUUUUCUACAAGUUUCUUAGAUGACCUUAUGAAAAUGUUUCAGGAUGACUUCCGCUGUGAGGUCAAUAAGGCCAAGGUUCCUUCACUCACGAUUGGCAAGCUGGCAAAAAUGAUCCCAUCGAUCUCUAAAUCUCUGCCUGCAUCGAAGGCAGUGAAGGCAGAAAUAAGACUUAAAGAACCGGUCAAGCAUUCCUUGGGGCCUAAUGGAAGCUACAUGACGGUCCACUCUACCGUGAGCUUCAUCCCAGAGCCAAAGGGCAAAAGUCUCAUCUCCUUCGACAUGUUUCAACGAUGUGACCUUGAAUUUGCUGUGGAACAUGAAAAACUGAAACUGAAACUCAAAUCAGUCAGCACCAAGGAGAUCAAGAUCACCUCUAAAUCGCCUGGUAAAGUGGAGUUUGGUGAGGAACCAGAUCUCUUUGGCAAUGAAGGCUGA
Molecule: messenger RNA, 1995 nt
Organism: Anolis sagrei ordinatus
Lineage: Eukaryota; Metazoa; Chordata; Lepidosauria; Squamata; Anolidae
Source: RefSeq, a predicted model, not a curated record